AUGGCCAACUCCGAUUCAACAACUCCAAAGGUCGCUGCCCCUCUGUCCGAGAAUAAUGAAAAUGUGCCUAGUACUCCCAAGCUUGAGGAUCUUCAAGGUUGGAGAUCAAAGCUGGACACCCAGGUUAAGGCGUACCAGAAUGAGCUUUCUGAAAUUAAGAGCUCACUGAAUGCUGAAGUGGAUCAGCUUCGAGCUGAUUUUCAAGAGCUGAGGACUAUACUGCAGCAGCAACAGGAUGAUGUGGCAAUGAGCUUGAGGAAUUAUGGGCUGCAUGAUGACAAUGCUGUUACGCAUGAGGGCACUGAUGUUCCUAAAGCAGAAAUCAAGGAAGAGGUUAUUGAAGUUGUGCCUAAGGUGGAAACUCAGGAUUAA
Messenger RNA from Oldenlandia corymbosa var. corymbosa, 372 nucleotides. NCBI's taxonomy places the organism in Eukaryota, Viridiplantae, Streptophyta, Magnoliopsida, Gentianales, Rubiaceae. The record is from the annotation of a GenBank genome assembly.